AUGGUUGGCUCGCGUAAGGGACAGCUGUUGGAGGAGCAAGAAAAUUCGACUGUAAUACCAGCAUGGCAACGAGCGAGCAGUGUACCAGCCCAUAAAAGACCGCUUAUUGUUUCUACCAAGGGAUCUAGCAGUGCUGGUUCUGUAAGCGAUGAGGCUUUCCAACGAGCGUUUACUGAGGUUCCGAAGUGCAACGUAUUUUCGUCCAAGCAACUAAAGGAUCAGAUCAGCGAAGCAUGUGCAGUUCUUGAAAACGCAGAUUUAGAUUGGAGUCGCCGUAUGACUGCGCUAAAAACAUUGCGUGCAGUGAUUAUUGGAGGAGGCUUGGAUUACUCAGACUUCUCAGAAGAAACACGUGAAAUGCAGGCAGCUUUACUCACUUCUGUUAAAGAUUUGCGGUCACAAUUGUGUCGCGAAGCAUGCGUUACCAUUGCUUUCUACUGUGAAAGAUUGGGGAUUGGAAUGGUUAGCGUAAUAGAAGCACUGAUGCCAACACUUAUUUUAUUAAUGCAGAAUAGUGCCAAGGUAAUGGCAACAAGUGCCCAGCUUGCUUUGCAAUAUGUUGUUAAACAUAUAUGUAGUGCCAAAUUACUUCCACAUUUGCAAACUGCAAUGUCUUCAAAAUCAAAAGAGAUUAGAAGGAAUACGGCAUCAUUGUUUUUAAUGGCGUUAACUCUUUGGGAUAGCAAAACGGUUGAAAAGAACAUGAAUAUUUUUUUAGAAUGUAUCAAGGCAAGUAUAAAUGAUGCUGAUCCAGAAACACGCAGAACGGGUCGCGCGCUUUUCAUGCAGUUAGACCAAGAAUACAAGAAGCAAGCCGAUAUGCUUUAUAAAACUUUGGACCCAUCAAGGCAACGAACACUGUCUGGUUUUGUAUCCCAAUCGUCGUCCUCACAAUCAAUUAUUUCUGAAAGAGACGCUUUACCUAUUACACAACGAAAUCCUGCUUAUGCAUUACAUAAAGCAAGUCCCUCAUACUAUGCGGGACGUUCGACGUCUGAUAUAGAUCCUGGUGCAGUAAGACGUGUCACAAAUCGUACUGUACGAACAGCUUCUAAGUGGGGUGGACCACUUCAGCAAGUAAAUGGCACACCUUCGACAACUCAAAUGAGGACAAAUGCUGCCCAGCGUUUAUCAUCAGCAUCGCAGAAGUUCGUUUCAUCGUUACGGCGUGUACCACCGACACCAACAAAUUAUGUUAGAUCUCAGCCAGGUAGUCGAAGUACUUCACCAGCUUCUCGUUUCCCGACUCGCGUUCCUCCUCGAUCACAAAUGAGUAGCCGGACGAAAAUCCAGAUAGACGAGUCAGAAGAUCAUGCUUCUGUUAGCAGUGAUUCAUUUAGGUUUGAGACGAUGGAGCUAGCAACUGCACUUUCUUGCUGUGGUUCAUCCUCUACUACAGAGAAGAAAGAAGGCUUAAAAGCACUGUUCACUAUUAUUUCAAGUGACAAACAAAUUAAUACGAUGGAUUUGAAGAAAAUCGUUGAACGUUUGAAUCCAUUGAUUGGCGAAGGUGCGCAUAAGCUUUUGCAACCUCUUGCCGAUACAGUGGUAGCUUUGGUACGUCGUUAUCAUGAGGAACUUAACGACUGGUUGAAUUUGUUGAUACCAAAACUGGUAGCCAAAUGUUCUACGGAUGUUCUACCCAGUAAUCUGGAAAAAUAUCGAGUUAUGACGGAAGCUGUGCGGACGAGUUUUGAUCCAGAGAAGCAAUUGUAUGCUGUUUGCAAAUUUAUACGUGACCCGGUGCGAAAUAACGUUAAUGUCAAGAUAAAACAUGGAUUGCUGGUGUACUUGCAUGAUUUAAUGCGUGGCAUGGAUUCAGCGCCAUCGAUGAACCAAAGUGAAGUUCGACAAGCAGUUAGUAAAAUAUUCCAAUGGGUAGACGACCCAAAAAAUAUUUGUUUGAUAUCGAUCAGCGAAAAGGUCGUGUGUGACAUGUUCCAUCUAAAUGCUAGUGACUUCACUUCAAUGCUUGCUACUUUUCCAAAUGACCUGAAAGAUCGACUGCAAACUAUUGUUCGUAGAAACAGCUUUUGCCUAUCAACCAGCAAUGGAAUUAAUUCAAACGAAGCACGUGCGGGUAUAUUAGAAACAACAGCGCAGAUUAAUGAUUUUGUUGAUCGACGAGCAGGCUUACCUAUGUCAUCUCCUCGUGCAUCACCUCAACUGGUAAAUGGUUCAGCUCGCAGCUCAUAUGAUGGCGUUUCAUUACGACGCGCAAGCCGCGAAGACCAGAGUGGAUCGUUAUCUGGUUACAUCUUGGAUCCGCAAGGUUUCGCGAAUGAUCCAGAACAGCAGGAAGAAUUGAUAACCAAGAUAGGAGAGGAACUUUCACUUCAUAACCAAAGUUAUGCACAAGCUUCUCGUUUCAAUGAUUUUGCGGAAAUGGCGUUAAUGCGUGUUCUCGAUGCUUGUACGGAUGAAUCGAAACUUGUAGUAACUGCGGCAGAAGAAUGUGGCGGCGUGUUAGCUACACAUGUUUCAUCAGCAACAUGUCGACGAGUACUCCUUGCUAUUAUUAAAUCGGAUGUUGGCGAGCCAAAAAUUCAUAUUGCUAUCAAGUUAUUGACAAAAGUGAUUGAAUCACUUAGUGCCGCUGAGUUAGAGUUAAUCCUGGAUGAAGUAGCACCACCAAUUGUUGACACGUAUAAUUAUGUGAGUAGUUCAAUUCGUAAAGAAAGCGUUGUAUGCUUGGUGGCAAUGAUUAUGCUUGUAGGAGAAGAACAAAUGGCACCAUAUUUAUCAGAACUUAAUAAGGGAAAACAGAAAUUGAUAGAAGUUUAUGUGAAGCGGAUGAAAGGAAUAUUCGAAUAA
Messenger RNA from Acanthocheilonema viteae, 2814 nucleotides. Lineage: Eukaryota; Metazoa; Nematoda; Chromadorea; Rhabditida; Onchocercidae. The record is from the annotation of a GenBank genome assembly.